CUUGUUAGACUUAGUUGUGAAAAUGUUUGCAUCCAAUAAGAAUUUGUGAAUUGUUAUUGAAAAGUCACAUUGUGCAAUUACUAGGAAACGACACGCAAAAGACGCAUUCCUAUCUUUAGUAUUAAAAGGCGCAUGCAUUUUCUCAGUUAAGUAUUAUUGGUAAAAUUAAACGUUUAAAGAUGGCUAAGAGAAGUUUUGUUUUGACGGUCAGCUUUUUAGUUCUGUACAUCUUAGAAGCUAAUGGUCAAAGCAGGAUGAACUCAAUUGCUACAAACAAUUCAAGACCGUGGAAUUGUAUUAGAGAAAAAAUAUGCCAAUGCGGUCAAGGAAACCAGUUCAAAAAGUGCACAGAUUUGGUGGAAGAUGCGUCAGUAAGAUUACUCAUCGAUAGUACAUCAAGUUGCUCGGGAGUUGAAGAUAAAGACACUUUUUGGCAGGAGGGAAGUUGGAUUUGUGGAAACCCGUCUUCAUUUGAGAGGAGGUGUGGAGAACAAGUGACAAGCUCAUUUUUGAACCCUGCCGUUAUAUCAGCAGCAAAAGAUGAUAUUGCUGAUGAGCUAACAGUUGAAGAAAGAGUUAGAGAAUUAGACAGUCUUAGAUUCUUUCCAUGUUUCUUGGAUUUCAUAGCAUCUUGCAAGUUAAAUCAACCGCAAUGCUGAUACAAGAUGAUGCGAGCAUGCAAAUGAUUUACCAAAUACUUGUAAAAUGAAUUCAUAAAUUUUUGGUUAGUGUUCAAUCAUGGAUUUUAGGCUAAGAGUGCAACAUAGAGCUUUAAAGAAUUGUUUCCUAUGGAUGCACUAAAAAUUGAACUACAAAAUAACUUUUCUCGGGAAUUGCAAGAAAAUAAUAUUCGUUUUGUACUGAUUGUUUCUGCAAAUAAAAUACUCUGAUUGAUAUUA
This is a messenger RNA of Uloborus diversus, 899 nucleotides long. RefSeq lists its product as uncharacterized. NCBI's taxonomy places the organism in Eukaryota, Metazoa, Arthropoda, Arachnida, Araneae, Uloboridae. The record is from RefSeq and is a predicted model, not a curated record. The transcript is spliced from 7 exons. The coding region runs from base 180 to 659 and encodes 159 amino acids.